Messenger RNA from Euleptes europaea (tarantolino), 1846 nucleotides. RefSeq names its product frizzled class receptor 10 (gene FZD10). Bases 1 to 1749 code for a protein of 582 amino acids. Gene Ontology annotation, biological process: canonical Wnt signaling pathway; non-canonical Wnt signaling pathway. Gene Ontology annotation, molecular function: Wnt-protein binding; Wnt receptor activity. Lineage: Eukaryota; Metazoa; Chordata; Lepidosauria; Squamata; Sphaerodactylidae. The transcript has a single exon. Gene Ontology annotation, cellular component: plasma membrane. The record is from RefSeq and is a predicted model, not a curated record.
AUGGGUGCCCCCCGGCCGAUCCUGGCCCUCCUCUUGCACCUGGCGGCGUCCUGCUGGGCCAUCAGCUCCAUGGACGCGGACCGGCCCGGGGACGGGCGCUGCCAGCCCGUCGAGAUCCCCAUGUGCAAGGACAUCGGCUACAACAUGACCCGCAUGCCCAACCUGAUGGGCCACGAGGACCAGCGGGAGGCGGCCAUCCAGCUGCACGAGUUCGCCCCCCUGGUGGAGUACGGCUGCCACGGCCACCUGAAGUUCUUCCUCUGCUCCCUCUACGCCCCCAUGUGCACCGAGCAGGUCUCUGCCCCCAUCCCGGCCUGCCGGGUCAUGUGCGAGCAGGCCCGCCUGAAGUGCUCCCCCGUCAUGGAGCAGUUCACCUUCAAGUGGCCCGACUCCCUGGACUGCAGCAAGCUGCCCAACAAGAACGACCCCAACUACCUGUGCAUGGAGGCCCCCAGCAACGGGUCCGAGGAGCCUCCCCGGGGGUCCAGCAUUCUGCCCCCCCUGUUCCGGCCCCAGAGGCCCCAGACCGCCGGCCACGACCUGCAGCAGCCCAAGGACGGGCCCGGGUGGGCCGCUUGCGAGAACCCCGGCAAGUUCCACCACGUGGAGAAGAGCGCCUCGUGCGCCCCACUCUGCGCGCCCGGGGUGGACGUCUACUGGAGCCGAGAGGACAAGCGCUUCGCCGUCAUCUGGAUCGCUGUCUGGUCCGUCCUCUGCUUCUUCUCCAGCGCCUUCACCGUCCUCACCUUCCUGGUGGAUCCCCAGCGCUUCCGGUACCCCGAGCGGCCCAUCAUUUUCCUCUCCAUGUGCUACUGCGUCUACUCAGUGGGGUACAUCAUCCGCCUCUUUUCGGGGGCCGAGAGCAUCGCCUGUGACCGAGACAGCGGCCAGCUCUACGUCAUCCAGGAGGGCCUGGAGAGCACCGGCUGCACCCUAGUCUUCCUGGUGCUGUAUUAUUUUGGGAUGGCCAGCUCCUUGUGGUGGGUGAUCUUGACCUUGACUUGGUUUCUGGCGGCAGGCAAGAAAUGGGGCCACGAAGCCAUCGAGGCCAACAGCAGCUACUUCCACUUGGCGGCGUGGGCCGUCCCAGCGGUGAAAACCAUCAUGAUCUUGGUGAUGCGGAGGGUGGCUGGGGACGAGCUCACGGGCUUGUGCUAUGUGGGCAGCAUGGACGUCAACGCCUUGACCGGGUUUGUCCUGGUCCCCUUGGCUUGCUACCUGAUCAUAGGGACCUCUUUCAUCCUCUCUGGCUUUGUGGCCCUUUUCCAUAUUAGGAGGGUGAUGAAAACUGGCGGGGAAAACACCGACAAGCUGGAGAAGCUCAUGGUCCGGAUCGGGGUCUUCUCGGUCUUGUACACGGUGCCCGCCACUUGCGUCAUCGCUUGCUAUUUUUACGAGAGGUUGAACAUGGAUUACUGGAAGGUCUUGGCCGUCCAGCAGAAGUGUCAGGUGAACGACCAGACGAAGCAUCUGGACUGCUCCAUGAGCGCCUCGAUUCCGGCCAUAGAGAUUUUCAUGGUCAAAGUGUUCAUGUUGCUGGUGGUGGGGAUUACCAGCGGCAUGUGGAUCUGGACCUCGAAAACCCUCCAGUCCUGGCAAAGCGUUUGCCGUCGGAGGCUAAAGAAGAGGACGCGGAGAAAACCCGCCAGCGUGAUCGCAAGUAGCGGACUUUACAAAAAGCCCCAACAUCUGCCUAAAAUGCACCAUGCAAAAUAUGAGUCGGCUCCGCAGCCCCCCACCUGCGUGUGAGCAGAAUGUAUAAUUUAACUGCGUAACUCACGUAGAAAAACUCACACGUGCUCGCCAUAGCUGUCAGAACUAAAGAGAAUAAUAUUAAUUAAUUAAU